AUGGCGGCUCGGCCGCCGGCCGCCGGCAUCCAGCGGCGGGGCGGGGGCGGCCGGGCGGGGGCGGCGGCGCGGGGCUGCUCGGGCCGGGCCGGGGGCGGCCGCGACUCUCUGCUGCUCGGCGGGCUGCGGCGGCUCCUGGCGGCCGAGGCGGCGGCGGCGGCGCGGGACGCUCCUGCCCUCCCGCCGCCCGCCGCCCGCCUCCCGGCCGCGYGCCCCGCCCCACCCCGCCCCGCCCUUCGACGUCACCGCGGCCAACAAUGGGCGGCUGCAGCGCGCACGCGCGGGCCGGGCCGGCGGUCACGUGGCAGCCCCGCCCCCGCCGUGGGCGCGGACCCGGGCGCUCGCACGUGCGGGCGCGCCCGCGGGUGGCGGUGCGUGGGGCUCCGGCCCGAGUCUCCCCCGCUGCCGUCGCUCGGGCUUCCCGCUACCCCGCGCCUGCCAGCUCUCCUGGUGCCAAGGACCCCUGUCCGCGCGCGCCCCGGGUCUCGGGCUCCUCUUUCCGAGUUCCUCUCGAGUCCGUGCCCGGCUUCCGAGGCAGGCGCGCUCCUACUCGCCACCACUGGGAAGCUGCGAACAUCCACAAAAGAUUGUCCACCACUUUUGGUCACUUCUCUCUACACAGUCAUCAACACAGGUGCCCGUCAGAAUAUCGAUGAAAGUCCUGGCACUAACCUCGGUGUGAGUCCAGGGACCCUGGCCCCGCACGGAGAAGUCCCGGACCCCCAAAACCAACACAAGGCUCCACACCACCUUCUUGGAAGUGUCUUUAUUCAGGUACAGUGCCCACUGCAGCUGUGUCCCCUACCAGGCAGCACCCCUGGCCUCAGGGUCACAGCAAGCACUGAAGCCAUCAUCCUCACAAGAACCCAGUGCCAGGAAGAGGAGCUGGCCCCACAGGAGCUCCCCUGGCAGCCUCGUGGGAGACUGGCCCCGUCUGGCAGCCCAGGGAGUGAGCAGUCUUCCUGUGCCAAGGGUUUGUGCUUUGAAAGGUGACAGCAUCAACCUGGCACCCCAGGCCAUGGCCCUGAGGGCAAGGGGGACAAUGCGGGUCUAACAGUGACCUUAGUAGGGGAUCCCACAAAUGAAGGGGUCCCUUCUUCGGCCAUCAUACCAGGCUCAGCCCCCAACUGCCAGGGGUAGUGSUGGCUGAGCCCCAGGGGGAGCCAAGAAGGUGCUGGCCUCCCUCUUGUCCAGCCUGAGAGUGACCACAUCCUGGCUGGGGCAGCAGGGGAGCCAAAGGACAACUAGUGCUGUGAGCAUCAGGGCGAUGGAGGAAGAAGCAGGGCCUAACUGGGCCCGGGCACCUCCAAGUCACAGCAGGGGUGGUAGGGGUAUCCAAGCAGUGGCCAUUCCCUUUGCCACUGUGCCACCACAUUACUCUCAGRGGUGGCUAUUGUGGGGGCCACACCCAAAGGGCCAGCUCAUUUCUCUGCAGCUGGACUAGGGAUCUCCCUGGCACCGCAGGGGAACCUGGGUGUAGCCUGGGUGCUGCCAAGCACCUGCACCGAGGCAGGGCAGCGGGUUUCAGAAAGCUGUCCCCAUCACCUCUGCUGGUGGCCAAACAAAGGGUCAAACAGCCAAGUUCCAGCCCCAUUUGUAUCAUCGAUUUAUUGAGGGAAGUGACCUCCUAGGUGGCUGCUGGCUCUCGGAUGCCCUCACUGGGGUCACCGGCCCUACCCAGCUGGGUGGCAGCGCAGGACCAUGGUCACGAUGCUGGCCCAGAGCAGUGCUGCUCACACUGCACUGGAAGGAGGUGGAGCUGUGUUUCUGGAAUAUUUCCCUGGCUCCUGGACAUGGCAACCGAAGGACCUCUGUGUGACCAGCUCCAGGGCACCGAGGGACGGGUGCGUCUGCUGGCACCUCUCCCAUGUGGAGGAGCUUGGGGCAGAGACCACGGGGACAGGCUGGGGCACCACAGGCCCGAGUCCACACGCGGGGGCCCCCAGGCCCCCAGAGAAGAGCCAUGAUGGAGGGUCCACCAGGCAGGGCUGCCCUCAGGCGCCCCGUGUUGAGGCCCAGGGGAGGAGGGGCUGCCCUCCUCCCAGACUGUGCCUGACUGCUGAGCCUGGUCCCCAGUGUGGCCCAGGGCCAAGUCUGUAGGUGGCCGUGUAGAGGCGAGCUGGUGGCCCUGCAGCACAGGGCUCUCAGGCAGGGCGUCUGCAAAGGAUGGGGAGGGGACGCCGUCAGCAAGGUGACUUGGGACAGGAGCAGGCCUGGCGAGGCGUGCUCCCAGCUGCCACCUGCACACCAGGCUGGGGUGCUCUUGCACUGACCCCACUUGCCAGCCAGCCUUGGCCUCAGGUCCCAGAGCCUGGCCUCCUGGUGGGGAGGGCAUCAGCCGAGCACCUGCUCUAGACACGCUCCAGCUCCUGGUCUGGCUCCGGCU
Molecule: messenger RNA, 2386 nt
Organism: Urocitellus parryii (Arctic ground squirrel)
Lineage: Eukaryota; Metazoa; Chordata; Mammalia; Rodentia; Sciuridae
Source: RefSeq, a predicted model, not a curated record